UAUUUCAACAUAGAUUUCAAAUCCGAAUAUUCCUGCUUGAAUGAUUCAUCUAGUGUUUUUCCUAACAUUUUUAUACAUAACAAUAAGUUUCGCUAAAAAUGAUGUACACAGAGUUGUCGGAGGAUUUCCCUGUAGCACAAAAAAUUAUAAAUUUGUGGUAUCUCUGCAAAGACGUCUUAUGCCGUACCAUUUUUGUGGUGGCUCUUUAAUAAGACUCGAUUUUGUUUUGACGGCUGCCCAUUGCAUAAUGUCAUUUUUGAAUAAUCCAAAGAUGGUGGGUGUAGCAGCUGGAGUAAAUACGAAUAACAAAUUCGGUUCGCAGCGGAGAAGGGCCAGUAAAAUAAUCGCCCAUUCCGAAUUCGACUAUACAACGAUGCAUAAUGAUAUUGCCCUUAUUCUGUUGGAUUCGCCCUUUAAAAGAUCAAUUAACGUUGACGUGGUCAACGUUAGCCCGAAAGUAGCGAUUGGAGAAAUUAUUGACAGCUGCAAAACUGGCACAAUCAUGGGUUUCGGUAUCUCAGCGGUUGUCUACCCGAAUGAAAAAGCAUCAGAAGAAACCUACGUGUACGAAGGAAAUUUAAGCUGUCUGCAUAUUUCGCCGAUAUCGAAUAAAAAGUGUGAGUCGCUCAUUCCUAUUUCCCCGAUUCCUGGUACCUUUUGCGCUGCUUAUUUACCAGGAGGUCAAGAUGCAUGUAAAGGAGACAGCGGAGGUCCUUUUGUAUGCCAUGACUGCCAAAUAGGUGUUAUCAGUGCUGGUUUUGGUUGUGCGCUACCCGACAUUCCGGGCUUCUACAUUCGAAUCGAUAGGUAUUUGGACUUCAUCAACGAAACGAUGGAAAACAAUCAGAUUUACCGAAGAGGCCUCGUAUCGUCAUGUGAUUCUGCCGAUAUUAGCAUUAAUUUGAUGUUUCAUUUGCUACUAAUCAAGUGUUGCAUGCUGCUAUGGCAUUAUUGGAAGGAACUUUUCGCAGAAAUGAAACCAAACAACAGCAGUGGAGAGUUGCAAUGGAUGUUGAACACAAUUUACAUUUCUCUUGUAAUUUGCUCUCCAGACUUCAGUAUAAUGAAAGAAAUCGACUUUUAUCGUAAAUUGGGAAAAAGUAGCCAUCCCGAGUCACUCACAUCUGAUGAAGAAAGUGGAAAGUUACCACCAAAGGAAACUAUUGAA
Molecule: messenger RNA, 1168 nt
Organism: Coccinella septempunctata (seven-spotted ladybird)
Lineage: Eukaryota; Metazoa; Arthropoda; Insecta; Coleoptera; Coccinellidae
Product: anionic trypsin-2-like
Exons: 3
Biological process (GO): proteolysis
Molecular function (GO): serine-type endopeptidase activity
Source: RefSeq, a predicted model, not a curated record